CUCCCCCCUGAUGCCGCCUUAAUUAGCCGCCUGCCCCCCCUAAUCCUCCUGUUUGCACGGCGGUUACCCGGCUCCGCGUCGGCGAGCGGUGGCGGCGGCGGGCGGCGGAGGGAUGAUGGCGUCGGAGCCGGUGGCGCGGGCCGUGGCGGAGGAGGUGGGGCGGUGGGGCAGCAUGAAGCAGACGGGGGUGAGCCUGCGGUACAUGAUGGAGUUCGGGUCCGUCCCCACGGACCGCAACCUGCUGCUCUCGGCCCAGUUCCUGCAAAAGGAGCUCCCCAUCCGCAUCGCCCGCCGCGCGCUCGAGCUCGAGUCCCUCCCCUUCGGCCUCUCCGCCAAGCCCGCCAUCCUCAAGGUGAGGGACUGGUACUUGGACUCGUUCCGCGACAUCCGAUAUUUCCCAGAAGUGAGGAAUCGGGACGACGAGCUUGCUUUCACGCAGAUGAUUAAGAUGAUCAAAGUGCGGCACAAUAACGUGGUACCGACUAUGGCUUUGGGAGUGCAACAGCUGAAAAACGAACAGUUCAGCUCAAGGAAGCUUCCCCCAGGAUUCGACGAGAUCCACGGGUUCCUCGAUCGAUUUUACAUGUCAAGGAUUGGUAUUCGCAUGCUCAUAGGGCAGCAUGUGGCUCUGCAUGAACCUGAACCACAGCCUGGCGUCAUAGGCCUCAUCAAUACAAAAUUGUCCCCCAUACAGGUAGCUCAAAUUGCUAGUGAGGAUGCCCGUUCCAUUUGUAUGAGGGAAUACGGAUCAGCUCCUGACAUCAACAUUUAUGGAGAUCAAAAUUUAACAUUUCCAUAUGUCACAUCGCAUCUUCAUCUCAUGCUGUUUGAACUGGUGAAAAAUUCCCUUCGUGCAGUACAGGAAAGAUAUAUGAAUUCUGAUAAAGAUGUUCCUCCUGUCAGAAUUAUAGUUGCUGAUGGAACAGAGGAUGUUACUAUUAAGGUCAGUGAUGAAGGCGGUGGAAUACGGAGAAGUGGGCUCCCUAGAAUUUUCACAUAUCUUUACAGCACUGCAAAGAAUCUACCUGAUAUGGAGGGCCCUAGUGAAGGAGUGACUAUGGCUGGAUAUGGUUUUGGACUUCCAGUUAGUCGCCUUUAUGCGCGAUAUUUCGGUGGCGACCUACAAAUCAUAUCCAUGGAGGGAUACGGCACCGACGCUUACCUCCACUUGUCACGACUGGGAGACUCGGAGGAGCCAUUGCCUUAGUGACCCCUUCUAUCCUGAUACAGUUUCUGUAAUUAGGUUGCUCUUGUUAUAUUGUAAUCCUUGUUCUGGUUUGCAAAUAUUGUUUCAAGGGCCAGCCAUAUAUAGCUGUUAAACCUGUAUCUUCUAGCUAUAAUUAUCUCAUUGUUUCUGCUUUUC
Triticum dicoccoides is the source of this 1363-nucleotide messenger RNA. Its product is annotated as pyruvate dehydrogenase (acetyl-transferring) kinase, mitochondrial-like. NCBI's taxonomy places the organism in Eukaryota, Viridiplantae, Streptophyta, Magnoliopsida, Poales, Poaceae. Gene Ontology annotation, biological process: protein phosphorylation; regulation of glucose metabolic process. The transcript is spliced from 6 exons. The record is from RefSeq and is a predicted model, not a curated record. Gene Ontology annotation, cellular component: mitochondrion. The coding region runs from base 113 to 1207 and encodes 364 amino acids. Gene Ontology annotation, molecular function: pyruvate dehydrogenase (acetyl-transferring) kinase activity.